AUGUCGACCGAAACUUCAUCUCGAAACAUCGCCGCUGAAAGCAUCACCAACUGGACUCUUGCUCCCAUUGCCCACGGCGGCUGGGGCGAAGUAUUCAAGGCCUCGUACAAUGACGCCGUGGUCGCUGUAAAGCAGCCCUUUCGCGGCCACUCCGAUGCAGAGCUGGUCGAAUUUCGGAAAGAAAUCGCCAUCUGGCGCAGACUGAACCACCGACACGUUCUUCCGCUCUUCGGCGCCUGCGACAACAACUCCAAGCACUGCAUAGUCUCACCAUUCAUGCCCAACGGCACCCUCCACGAUUAUGUCAGAGAUCCAGCAAACAUUCGUCCCCUCGAGGAGAAGCUUUGCCUCCUUCGCCAAGUGGCUUUGGGCAUGGCGUAUCUCCACAGCAACAACGUCGUUCACGGCGACCUGAAGCCAAUGAACGUUCUGUUGGAUGCAUCGUUUUCAGCCGUCAUCUCGGAUUUCGGCUUGUCCCACAUUUGGACCGACUCGGCCCAGACCAACAACCAGCAGGGAGUGUCCGUUUGCGGCACUCCAGGCUUCAUGGCCCCCGAGCUGCUGGGCUCCAACCACGAAGCGCAGACCACGAAGCGCUCGGAUGUCUUUGCCUUUGCCAUCACCAUCCUCACUGUCCUCAACAACGCCGCGACCCCCUGGGUACUCAGCUCACAAUCCAUGGGUGGCUACACCGUUUGCAACUAUGUUCUCGAGGGUGGUCGGCCCAGCCGUUUCGAAGGCAUCCCCGACGACGUCUGGCAGCUCGUCAGCGAUUGUUGGAAGCAAGAUCCCAACGACCGCCCCGAGUUCCCCAGCAUUGUC
Molecule: messenger RNA, 822 nt
Organism: Polychytrium aggregatum
Lineage: Eukaryota; Fungi; Chytridiomycota; Chytridiomycetes; Polychytriales
Product: kinase-like domain-containing protein
Exons: 1
Biological process (GO): protein phosphorylation
Molecular function (GO): ATP binding; protein kinase activity
Source: RefSeq, a predicted model, not a curated record